Hippopotamus amphibius kiboko is the source of this 1324-nucleotide messenger RNA. Its product is annotated as adiponectin receptor protein 1-like. Gene Ontology annotation, cellular component: plasma membrane. Bases 1 to 1122 code for a protein of 373 amino acids. The record is from RefSeq and is a predicted model, not a curated record. Gene Ontology annotation, molecular function: signaling receptor activity. NCBI's taxonomy places the organism in Eukaryota, Metazoa, Chordata, Mammalia, Artiodactyla, Hippopotamidae. The transcript has a single exon. Gene Ontology annotation, biological process: adiponectin-activated signaling pathway.
AUGUCUUCUCACAAAGGACCUGUGGCGGUCCAGGGCAGUGGGGCUCCUGCCGAGAACAGGGAGGCCGACACAGUGGAGCUGGCUGAGCUGGGACCCCUGCUAGAGGAGCAGGGCAAGCGGGGCGUCGCCAACCCAACCAAAGCUGAGGAAGAGCGGGCGUGCCCAGGGCCUCAGGAAGAGGAGGUGCGGGUGCUGACGCUGCCCCUGCAGGCCCGCCGUGCCAUGGAGAAGAUGGAGGAGUUUGUGUGCAGGGUCUGGGAGGGCUGCUGGAGGGUCAUCCCUUACGACGUGCUCCUGGACUGGCUGAAGGACAAUGACUACCUGCUGCACGGCCACAGGCCACCCAUGCCCUCCUUCCGCGCCUGCUUCAAGAGCAUCUUCCACAUCCACACAGAGACCGGCAACAUCUGGACCCACCUGCUAGGUUUUGUGCUGUUUCUCUUCCUGGGAAUCCUGACCAUGCUCAGACCGAACAUGUACUUCAUGGCGCCCCUUCAGGAGAAGGUGGUGUUUGGGAUGUUCUUCCUGGGUGUGGUGCUCUGCCUCAGCUUCUCCUGGCUCUUUCACACCAUCUAUUGUCAUUCAGAGAAGGUCUCUCGGACUUUUUCCAAACUGGAUUAUUCAGGGAUUGCCCUGCUGAUUAUGGGGAGCUUUGUCCCCUGGCUCUAUUACUCCUUCUACUGCUCCCCACAGUCACGGUUCAUCUACCUCUCCAUCGUCUGUGUCCUGGGCAUCUCUGCCAUCAUUGUGGCGCAGUGGGACCGAUUUGCCACCCCUAAGCUCCGGCAGACAAGAGCAGGCGUGUUCCUGGGGCUGGGCUUGAGCGGUGUCGUGCCCACCAUGCACUUUACAAUCGCGGAGGGCUUCGUCAAGGCCACCACGGUGGGCCAGAUGGGCUGGUUCUUCCUCGUGGCUGUGAUGUACGUCACCGGAGCCGGCCUUUAUGCCGCACGGAUUCCUGAGCGCUUCUUCCCUGGGAAAUUCGACAUAUGGUUCCAGUCUCAUCAGAUCGUCCACGUCCUGGUGGUGGCAGCCGCCUUCGUCCACUUCUAUGGGGUCUCCAACCUGCAGGAGUUCCGGUACGGCCUGGAAGGGGGCUGUACUGAUGACUCCCUCCUCUGAGCCGCUCCCCCUAGGGCGCAAGAGGAACUUCCCAAGUGCUUUUAAAAUAACUUCUUUGCUGAAGUGAGAAGGAGAGUCUGAGUUGUCUGUUUCUAGAAGAAACCUCUUAGAGAAUUCAGUACCAACCAAGCUGCAGCCCACUUCACACUCACUGGGCAAUAAACUCUCCAUUCCCUGGCUGAGGACAGUGGGGGUGGGCAGA